GGCGGGGCAGCGGUGCAUUGUGGGAAUCCCGCGGACUGGCUCGGUCCCCACAGCCAUCCCGCGCGUUCAGCUGCUGCGGGGUUCCCAGCAAGAGUGUAGCCAGAACCUGCGCGCCGGUCUUGCCCGCAGCUAACCCAAGAUCCGAUCCGAAAGUAAGCGUUGGAAUUCGCCCCGUGGCCCCAGGACGCAGCAUCUGUCAGGCUUCGGCAACCUCUGCUCUCGCCAACCGCCCUGGAGCCACUGAAGGACGUCCACCUGGGCCUUGCCCCACCCAGACGCGGCCCCGCUCGCCUGGCGGCCCUCUCGGGUCACUAUCUCUACUAUCACUACGGCUGCGACGGUUUGGACGAUCGGGGCUGGGGCUGCGGAUACCGCACUCUGCAGACGCUGUGCUCGUGGCCAGAGGGCCGGCCCGCCGGCGUGCCCAGCCUGGCCGCCAUACAGGCGGCACUGGAGGACAUGGGCGACAAACCCCCCGGGUUCCGGGGUUCCCGGAACUGGAUCGGCUGUGUAGAGGCCAGCCUCUGCCUGGACCACUUUGGAGGACCCCAGGGUCGCCUAUGCCACGUGCCCCGUGGAAUGGGGCUUCAGGGAGAACUGGAGAUGCUUUACUCCCACUUCGCAGGGGGUGGGGGACCUGUAAUGGUUGGAGGGGAUGUGGAUGCCCAGUCUAAGGCCUUGCUGGGAAUCUGCCUGGGGCCAGGCACCGAAGCCUACGCCCUGGUAUUGGACCCUCACUGCUGGGGUGCUCCGAAAAACCCCAGUGAACUACAGGCCACUGGGUGGGUGGGCUGGCAAGAGGUAAGCACAGCCUUUGACUCUAACUCCUUCUACAACCUGUGUUUGACCAGCCAUAACUCUGAAAAGCAGCUGUGCACCCUGGACUGAGGCAGAAGUCCCAGAACGGAAACUGUUUCCAGCACCCCUGACCCCCAACCCCCACCUACCCACUUUCAAAGGCAGAGGCUUAGAAGCUGUAUGUCAGGCCCUCCAGAAAGUCCCUGCAGAACCUGGGGCCUUUCGCAUCAAAGUGGCAAGCCCAGCUAACCACUGCCCCAGCCAAUGUUUGGGAGGCUCUAGGGAAAUACAUAUAUUAUAUAUUCAGUCAG
Messenger RNA from Pteropus alecto (black flying fox), 1109 nucleotides. RefSeq names its product UFM1 specific peptidase 1 (inactive) (gene UFSP1). The transcript has a single exon. Lineage: Eukaryota; Metazoa; Chordata; Mammalia; Chiroptera; Pteropodidae. The coding region runs from base 460 to 888 and encodes 142 amino acids. The record is from RefSeq and is a predicted model, not a curated record.